This is a messenger RNA of Racocetra fulgida, 249 nucleotides long. The record is from the annotation of a GenBank genome assembly. NCBI's taxonomy places the organism in Eukaryota, Fungi, Glomeromycota, Glomeromycetes, Diversisporales, Gigasporaceae.
AAAGUUGGUAUAAAUAUGCUAUUGGUUAUAAUCAAAGAGUAAAAGAGUUUUUAAAUAAUGAUCGAAAACUUAAUCUUAAUUCAGCAAAAACAAUAGCUUAUAAAGAAAUUAUUAAUCAUCUUUCAUAUGUUUCAAUAGAUGCAUUAAAAAAAAGAACUCAAAGAGCUUUUGUUAUUUAUGAUUUAUUUAAAGCAAUUGGUGUUGACAAAAUAGAAAGAAUUAAAUCAUAUACUGCUAAUCAAAUAGCUA